AUGGCCGUCGUCCUCAACGAGGUGUACGCGCUGCUCUCCGACACGGCUGCGCGCCUCGCCUAUGACCAGGAGCAGGGGCCCCGCUCCGAGUUUGCCGGCUACACGGCCCGCCCGCUCUACUCCUCCUGGCUCGGCCCCGAGUCCGUCUAUGACCGUGCCCGUGCCAUCGCGCAGUCGGUUGACGACGAGGACAGGAUCGUCGACGCCAUCAACACCUGCCCCGUCGACUGCAUCUCGUACGUAAUUUAUUUAUUUAAGAAUUGA
Molecule: messenger RNA, 264 nt
Organism: Miscanthus lutarioriparius
Lineage: Eukaryota; Viridiplantae; Streptophyta; Magnoliopsida; Poales; Poaceae
Source: the annotation of a GenBank genome assembly